Stegostoma tigrinum is the source of this 2108-nucleotide messenger RNA. Its product is annotated as pituitary tumor-transforming gene 1 protein-interacting protein-like. Bases 129 to 656 code for a protein of 175 amino acids. NCBI's taxonomy places the organism in Eukaryota, Metazoa, Chordata, Chondrichthyes, Orectolobiformes, Stegostomatidae. The record is from RefSeq and is a predicted model, not a curated record. Gene Ontology annotation, biological process: protein import into nucleus. Gene Ontology annotation, cellular component: nucleus; cytoplasm. The transcript has 8 exons.
UGUGCGGCUGCGCUGCGGAAUGACGUCAAUGCUCGCGCAGCUUCCGUUGUUGUUGAGGCAGAGACGGAGUGAGAGAGGAGAAGAGGUCGGAGUGUGUUAGAGAGCCUUGAAUUUGCUGUGAUAACAAGAUGAGACUCAGGAUUUGGCUGCCAGGAAUUAUUGGAAUUCUUGGAUUGAACCUUGGAGUGUUAUGCCAGGUCACACCUACUGCAAGUUCUGGUUCAGGUUGUAGCGAUCCCAGCAACAUCAACUGUGAGCAAUGUCUGAAAAAUGUUUCGUGUCUGUGGUGCAAUGACAACAAAAAAUGUGUUGACUACCCAGUGAGGACAAUCCUGCCACCAAAGAAAUUAUGUCCACUGUCUGAUGCACGAUGGGGUGUCUGUUGGGUGAACUUUGAAGCUUUGAUCAUUGCGAUGUCAGUGGUUGGUGGUAUCCUUAUCUUGUCGCUGUGUAUCUGCUGUUAUUGCUGCUGCUGCAGGAGUCGGAAAAGCAAGAAAAACAACAGCAUAGAUCAGAAAAUGGAAAGAGAAAAAGAGCAGAGGAGGAUGCGGCAAGAAGAAAGGAAAAGUGAAAUGAAAGUCAGACAUGAUGAAAUCCGGAAGAAAUAUGGUCUGUUCAAGGAACCAAAUUCUUACUCCAAAUUUGAAAACAACUAAUGCGAGUAAUGAAAACGACUCAGCGCCAAUCCAAGAAAGUCCAAAUGAAUAAUAUUCAAAUAGCUCAGUCUUUCAUUGUAUAUUGGUACUUAACUAACCUCUCCCUCAAAGUCCUAGGAGCAAUGAAAUCAAACCAGGUUUGUUUUUCUUCUCUGGGGAAGAGGGGCUUUUUUUAGACUUGUCAAGUUUUGGAUCAAAUGGUGUUUAAUCUUGUUGGCAGAAUAAUUUCUAAUCCUGUAUCUCAAAGAUUCUAGUAUUAACACUGGGGAGAUUGACACCAGCAGUUCAAGCAAAUGUUGCAGAUGGACCAAGCCACUGUUUCUAGAUGCCCUAAUUCAGUUUUUUAACCAAAAUAAACUCAAUGGAAAAAGACUCAUUUAAAUCAUUUAAUUGGAUGUUUCAAGUCGGAUGUAUGUCCAAUUCCAGAACCAAGUUGUGCCAUUCACUGUCUUGCCCCUUUCCAGUCCAUGUGCAAUGCAAGAUGGAAUAGACAUUUUUAUCUUUGCCUUCGAUCCAGCUGAUCAAUAGCUUCUGCAGACCAGCAGUGCCGAUGGAUCUGAGAAAGUUCUCUUCAUACAGCCACUUAAACCAAAGAGUGCAAGAAGUUAAAAAUGCUGCAUUUCCUAAUGGCUAUAUGGAUGAGAAAAAGGGGUAUGGAUGAGAACUCCAACCAGUGCCUUUGUCUUUAAUAGAAUGUUGUUUGAGCUAUUGAAGAGGCCGUGUUUGUUUUCUAUUUUGUUGCACUCUGUAGAAUGACCAACAUAUUGGUGUCACAUUGCUUUAUUGUCUGUGGGAAAGCUACAAAAGUAAAUUUUUUAACUGCUGAAUUCUAAUAAAAAAUUUUAAAAUGGGACCUGCAUUUUAAAUUUUAAACUGUAUGUGUCAUGAUAUGCUGGGAGAUGCAUGAUCUCAGGAAGGGUUUGUAUCAACACUUGCCCUAAUCAUGGUUAGCAAAAGCACAAUUUAUUCACCAGAGACAAAGCAAAUAUUGUUUCCAUUUGUGUGAUAGGCCAGAGGAGAGCUGGCCAUUACCCCAUUCUUGUUAUCACUAUAGUCGGACUUCGUAGUGCCACAAGAAAGUGUCUCCUACAAAACAGCUGAUUUCAAUGCUUAAAAGUUUCUGUAUGAGUCAUGGUAAUUAGGAAUAGCUGAGAGGUAUCCCAUACCUAUCUUAUCAGGGAGGAUAUUGGGGUUCAUUAGACCCUUGCUGAAAUGGACCCUAUGAAACACUCCUGAAGAAAAAUUAACCAAGCCAUCACUGAUCCAACCUUUUGUAGGAAAUGUUUGAACUAAAGUGAAAGGACAGGGUUCAUUGAGUGAGAAGGUGAUCAACCAUCUCUGAUUCAGAGAUCUUGGAUAGAUCAAGUGGAAUUGCAAGGCUCUUCACAGUGCACUCUUAAUCUUGACUCUAAAUUUGUAACUGGUCUGCAAUAAAAAUGUUCAAAUCAACAA